Molecule: messenger RNA, 2983 nt
Organism: Strongylocentrotus purpuratus (purple sea urchin)
Lineage: Eukaryota; Metazoa; Echinodermata; Echinoidea; Camarodonta; Strongylocentrotidae
Product: WSC domain-containing protein 2
Exons: 8
Coding region: 337-2166 (609 amino acids)
Molecular function (GO): sulfotransferase activity
Source: RefSeq, a predicted model, not a curated record
GUGUGUGUUUGUGUGUAAGAAAGCCGUACGACCGGCCGGUGCCUCGCGUCGUUCAGAAGAUGUAAACUCAUUCUAUAGACAGUCUAUCUUGUGAGUGGUCGCUCGCAAAAACGAUAUCGUCCUCAGCCGACGCACUCAGUUUGGAUAUUAAUAUCAGGAUAUAUCAGUGACAACUUCAAAUGCCGUUAUGACAUGAGGUGAUCGAUGACAUCUGUACGGAACGGAAAGAUCAUAUAUAUUUUGGAGAUUCUUUUCCUUCUUCACACACUUAUGUUUGAAUUGAGUCUCGACUAUAGGUAGCGGUGGGUGAGCUGAGUCGCCUCGUCGGUGAUCAUCAUGCCUCGCUUAGCAUCCUCUUCCAGCAGUACUACGACUCGUCUAUCGUCCAGGACUUCCCCGUUCGGACUCCCGCGCUUUCCUCGUCUCCGUCGUCACCCGGUCACCAUCGUCCGGACGGCGCUCCUCAUCGUAUUCAUCGCGCUUCCAGCUUAUGUAUUCCUUGUACUAAACGCACCCGGUAACGGCAUCGAUGUCGAUGGCGGGAAUAUUCAGUACGUGGUCGCCAGAGAUUCGAUCAUGCCAGAGAGACCUGUCGAGGCGCCAAUGCAUUUACACGUUAGAGAUGCAGAUUUAGAGGCAGGGGUAAUACAGGGGUUAAGGAGGGAAGCGUUACAGGUUGAACAGGGCAGAGACCAAAGUUCGGCCCUCGUCACUGUCAAGAAAGAGGAAAAGAUAGCACCAAGGAAAUGGAGAAUGUAUGGAUUUGUAAAUGCUUCCUACGUUGGCUGUUAUCCCGAUGCAAUACAACCGAAGAAGCGAACUCUAAAAGGAGCCUUUACUACUGAUCUUCGUAAAAUGACAAUCGAGACGUGCCUUCUAUACUGUACUAAAAGAAAUUUUCUAUAUGCGGGUCUUCAAUUCUACAGCGAAUGUUACUGCGGAUCAAAUCUGGAAAGUGAGAAGAUGAACAACGACUCCUUAUGCAAUCUGGAAUGUUCUGGAAAUAAAAGUCAGAUCUGUGGUGGCGCUCCAUACCUGUCGGUCUACCGGCUGAAGAAUGAUCCUGGCCGAGCCCCAAACGUUGUGUCGCAGCCACGCCCAGCAGGACAAGAGGAGGGUCCAAUGAAAGGUUUUCGAGAUGGAUAUCGGAGCUGUGCGGAAAGACCAGACGAUUACACUUCCUUCACCAAAUUCAUGGAAGAAAGUGAUAAAAUGACAACUUCUAUUUGUAUUACGAUUUGCGAAAAACAAUCUCUGCCUCUUGCAGCAUUAUUUCGCGGAUCCCAAUGUCACUGCGGCUACCUCACACAUAACUACACCCUUCGUCACACGGUGGAGCCCAGCGAAUGCCAGGAGCCUUGCGCAGGUGAUUCCAGUGUCUUCUGUGGCGGGACAAACUACUAUGCAAUCUACCAAACAGGCGUCGAAGAUUCACGAUGUACCAACAUAGUGAUGGGGAAGGAGCGAACGUUUCCGCUGAUAACUCUAGCAAGUUUUCCUGGAUCAGGCAACACAUGGGUCCGGUAUCUAGUGGAGAGGGCUACGGGUAUCUUUACCGGCAGCUACUACGACGAUGGGGACCUCUACAGAAAAGGUUUUCUUGGUGAGAGGGAGAACUGGAGAAAAGGCAACACGAUAGCAGUGAAGACACAUCGCUUUGACGAAGAGCAUAUCUCAUCGUUUGAUGGCGCUAUACUCAUCAUCAGGAACCCUUACAAAGCCAUCAUGUCUGAACAUAAUCGAAAGUUUGGCGGUCACACUGGAUUCGCCAACGAGAAGCACUAUACACAGGGAACAGAAUGGAUCGACUUCGUGGCUGGUAAGUCACGGACCUGGACCAACACAGCCUUGAACAUCCUCCAAUACAGCAAGAAGAUCCUAGUCAUCCAUUACGAGGACCUCCGAAACGACCCGUUCGAAUCGCUCAACAAGAUGGUCCAGUUCCUGGGUCAGCCGCCCAACGAAGAACGGAUCCUCUGUACGCUGAGCUCACCGGACGGCAAGUUUAAACGACGAGAGAGUACCCGGCAGAAACUCAGCUUCGACCCGUAUACGGACGAGAUGAGAGAGGUCCUGUCACUCUAUAUCAAGAGCGUGGAGAUGGCGCUAAAACUGAAAAACCAAAGUGCAUUGCCGAAAGACUACAACCCCCAUCUUAAAUUAUGACACUGAUGGGAAUAAAGAGCGGGAAAUUACAAGGUGUUAAAAAUCUAAGCCAUAGUUAAAAACCUCCAAUCGACUACGGGCAGACUAAAGAGAAAAUAAGAGACAACAAAAUACAUAUCAAAGUAUGGGCAAAAACAUGGAACUCUACUUUCUUUUGGUCUUUACUUUAAAGAAGAAACCGCAUUGAAUCUUGUUACCCUUAUUAAGUGUGUAUUUACUUGUUGGGCCUCUUUGGCCGCCCAUAGUAAAUUGAUGGUUGAGACCACGGUUUAUGUUCAAAUUUUAUUUUGUGAAUUCCAGCCGGGGUGCUGUUGUACUAUUGCAAGCAAACAUGUCUUUCUAUAGUCAUUUACAGAUUUUAUCAUAACAAGUUAUUUCUAUAUGUGGUGAUAGGAGUGAAGCAAAAUGACCUGGGCCCCAUUUCACAAAACUUGUCGUCAAUGAAAAAUGACAGUUAUUGUUAUGAGCUAGUGAAUUCCUUGCUUCUGAAUGGUUAUCAGCAGAUUUGUCAUUGACAAAUGGCUUUGUGAAACGGGUCCUUGGUUUAGUUCAGAGGAUGCAAUGAUUGUAUUUGUAUGUGUUUUACUUGAGAAUAAAUAAUUCGAUUCAUUGUGCACGGUCAUCAAAUCUAUGCUAAUUCUGAUCUGUAUUCAAUGAAAAUAAACUUGGCGUUAUGAAAUCAAUCUACAUUUAACCUUGGCUUACGUAAGCUGACUUUGUGAUGAAAACCUGGACCAAGUAUAUGCAUUCAAUAAGAUAGAUAAAAUGAAUUAUGUAAUGUGCAAUUAUUUUUAUUUUUCUUCAGUGAAUCUGCAUC